Dovyalis caffra is the source of this 1404-nucleotide messenger RNA. NCBI's taxonomy places the organism in Eukaryota, Viridiplantae, Streptophyta, Magnoliopsida, Malpighiales, Salicaceae. The record is from the annotation of a GenBank genome assembly.
AUGGGUCGCCUUCGUCGUCGUUUCCUCUCCUCUCUCCUCCUCUCAUUCAUCUUCCAAAUUCUACAAUUAGUUAUAUCAUUUACUCCCAAUUAUCACAUCGACGACAACGCUCAGUUCCUUACGGACGUUUUAAAGGAGAUAUCGGUGAAGCAAGACUGGGAUUUGGAGGGAACUGAGAUUUCGAAACUGGAAGUGAGUAAAGUUAGGAUUGGUAGCUCUCAGAGACAUGAGUUUAAGAUCCGAGUUGGUAAAAGUUACAUGCUACUUAAAUUCCCUGACGAAGUAGAUUCCUGGAAAAAGUUGAGCAAAGCAAAAACGAGUUUUGAUUUUGGAGAUUUGAUUAAGGAAUUCGGUUCUAUGGCUGUACUUGACACUUUGAAACUCCGAGGCCCUUUCGAUUUGUGGGUUAGUGGCCAUGACAAUCUCUCUUUGCUGUUGCCGAUGAAUGCUUCACAUGGUGGUCUGAAACGAAUAUUAGUGGGGGAAGGAAUCGCUGUAGAAGUGAAAGGAGCUAAGGAGGUUUCUCUUUUUCACGAUUUUGAUCUUAGUUUGGUUAUGAAUGGAAGUGUUAUUAUUGUUGCCUACAGGAAUUGGGACCCCGAUGCUGAAAUUGAAACGAGUGUGUUAUCAAAAAAGACCAUCGAGUUGAUAUCUGAUAAGUGUUAUGAUAGGAAUGUGGACAAGAAUCGGGCUACCACCAUUCACUUUUUUAGUUCGAGUAUUGCUAGGCUGGAGAGAGUUUUGAGUGGUUUUAUUGGUGACAGAAUGACUCAAAAUGGGUUGUCGAGCUUUCUCAGAGCAACUGCUAAAGCAUCAACAGUGAUUCGUUUUCAGUUAGAGCUGGAGAAGAGUUUUGGGAGCAAUGAGACUGUUCGGGGUGUGUUGGCAGAAUGGAGAACGAGGCCUACUGUUGAACGGGUUUGGUUUGAGGUAAUGACAAGAGUUGAGGGUGAGAAGCUAAAACCCGUAAUGGUUAAGAAGGUUAGACCUUUUAUUGCUGUUGAUUCUGUGUCUUGGAGUAAUUUAAUGUCUAAUAUUUCCUUUACAAAUUUCCCAUCUGUUCUUGUACCUCCUGAGGCCCUAACACUGGAUUCCUGUGAUAGUGUGAUGGGUUUGAAUUGGCGUGGUGUUGGCGUUAUUUUGCUUUGGCACUGCCCCCUUGCUUGUACUGUUGUACGCCAUGGAAAGUUGUCUUCCGUUGAUUGCUCCAUGCUCUCUGUUGGAGAGUUUUUAUUGCUUUGCGUAGAAGAAGACAUUGUCUUCCACCGAGAAUACAGCACCAUGACCGUUCAAUCUUCUUGGAACAAAGCUUUUAAGCUUUUAACAGAUCUCCUGUUAUUUGUAUACAUAGGGAGGAAAGCAAUUUUGGCCGCAGCUGUAGAAGUUGAUCAGCGGGCAAAUUGA